Molecule: messenger RNA, 703 nt
Organism: Phanerochaete carnosa HHB-10118-sp
Lineage: Eukaryota; Fungi; Basidiomycota; Agaricomycetes; Polyporales; Phanerochaetaceae
Exons: 3
Coding region: 35-673 (212 amino acids)
Source: RefSeq, a predicted model, not a curated record
CAAAACUCCGUCAGCAGCAGGCAGGAGCCUUGCUAUGGCAUUGAACCUUGUAAUCUACGGUGAAGCACCAUUACAUACGCCGACAGCCGCAUCCGCCGGCACCGCGAAGCUGCGCUCUUCUGCUGCGCUCAUCAUGCUUCACCUUCUUUCUGGCUCUCACCGUUCCACGUCCUCGAGUGCUAAGAUUGGCAACAACAGCCCCUCCAGAGCCGGAUACGCCCACUCCUCUUCGAAGCGUACGUUAUCCACAGCCCCUUCUAUCCCCUCUCCCACGCGAGAUACAGGUGCCGGCGCACACUCAGCGUUCGCCGCGCGCAGGCGGGGGCGCGACGUCCUCGAUGACGUCGACGUCGAGGAGCCCGCGCCGGACGAGCGGCGCGAGGCGCGUCGCGACGAGGUCGUGCACGGUGUCGAGCGCCUCGGGGAGCACGUGCUGGCCGCGGCGCGGGCGGACGGCGACGGCGGCGGCGGCGAGGCGCGGGAAGCGCUCGAGCGCGCGCAGGAGCGCGGCCCAGUCGACGCCGUCGGCAAGGUGUGCGCGGAGCGCGCCGGGGUACCCGCUGAUGUGGAGCACGAGGCGCAGGGCGCGAAGCGUCGGGUGCAGGUGCGCGAGCAGCGGCGCGACGGAGCAGAGGCACCACUGGCCCUCGUACGUGAAGAGGUCGCCGGUUGAAGACGUGCCAGGGGCCUGGGGCGUCUGCGA